AAUAAGUCAAAGGAUGAAACUUAAAACACCUUUUAGGUCCAUUAUCGGACCUUUUCACUAUCAUCACAUGGGGUGUGCUUAAAAUCUAAGUUAAUAAAUUAACCUUCUUUGGCUGUUUGCUAAUUGCUAAACAGAGAGUCGUGUAUAAAAAUGGCGGUAUGGUACAAAGGUAAAAGGAAACGGUCACCAACUCCCACUAGCCCUGCAACAAAUGGAGUCUAAGAAUCACAAUGUGGGCAUAAGUUUUUCUACAAAUCUACAAAUUUAUCCUUAAAUACAACAAACCCUCUUUUACAUUCAUCCAUCUUCUUUGAUUUCAUCCUUUUUCAUUCAUUCAUCGGGAACCCUUUCGUUUUCCACAUAUACCUAUAAAGAAAAGUUGUAAAGAACUAAAGAUGUCGCUUUUUUCUUCACAGUUAAGAUAAACCCUCUUUUAUUCUCCAUUCUUUAUGCUCCUUUUGUAUUAAGAAACCAUAGUGCAAGAGGAAAAGUUGGCGUUUUGACUUCGAUUUUUUGGACCCAUUUCUUAUUUUCCUUUUUGGGUCUGUAAAAGUUCCAAUUCUAGAUAGUUUUGAUAUGAGUUUUGAAGAGUGUAGUACGAGUAGUAGUAUGGCUGAAAUGAGAAGAAUGAACUGCGUUCACAAGCGUUCUAAAAGCUUUCCAGACACGAAUAAAUUUGAAGAAGAUAGCCUUGAACCUUCUGAACGUGUUAAGUUGGAUAAGGGACGCUUGAAGAACUCUAUUCCUAAGCCGGCAAUGGAGAUUAUUAAAGAAAUUGCGGUUUUAGAGUAUGAAGUGUCACAUUUGGAGCGAUAUCUUCUCUCAUUGUACCAAAAGGCUUUUGAUCAAAAAAAUUCAUAUUCAUCCUCAUUAAGAAACAAUAAAACAUCAAAACCACCAUUGAUUACACCACGAGGCAAGUAUGUUGAAACUUGUAGGGUUGAUAUCUCAUUACAAACAAACUCAUGGCAAGAUGUAAAUCAAUGUUUCAAAGAUGAGGAACAAGAUCGACUUUUAGAUUCGGGAGUUCAACAUUGCCACUCUUCGGUAACCAGAACUUGUCCACCCGAGAUUUUUGGCAAAUCUUUACGGGCUUGUUACUCACAACCACAUUCCAUGACGGAGUAUGUGCAAACAAAUUCUUCAAACAUAAUUAGUCUCGCCGAGCAUUUAGGCACUCGGAUUUCGGAUCAUGUUCUUGAAACACCAAACAAGCUUUCAGAAGACAUGGUGAAGUGCAUGUCGACUAUAUAUUGCAAGCUUGCGGAAUCACCUCUUACAAACCAUGGCCUUUCAUCUCCUACAUCAUCUUCAUCAUCCAUGAAUGGUUUCUCACCAAAACACCACCCGGAUAUGAUGUGGGGGCCAGGGUUUAGAACAGAUUCAAGUUCAUUUGAAGUGCAAUUAGAUAACCCUUUUCAUGUCCAAGGGCUUAAUGAGUUCAGUGGGCCAUAUAGUACAAUGGUUGAAGUUCGAUGUCUUUAUAAAGAUAACCAGAAACUUGGUGAAAUCACACACUUGUUGCAACAUUUCAGGUCGCUUGUUUCUCGAUUAGAAGAGGUAAAUCCUAAGAAGUUGAACCACGAAGAGAAGCUAGCUUUCUGGAUUAAUAUACAUAACGCCUUAGUGAUGCAUGCUAUUUUGGCUUAUGGGAUCCCACAAAACAAUAUGAAGAGAGUCUUUCUACUAUUGAAGGCGGCUUAUAAUGUCGGUGGUCACAUCGUAAGUGCAGAUGUGAUUCAAAGCACAAUUCUAGGAUGUCGAAUGUCGCGUCCUGGACAGUGGAUUCGUCUAUUAUUAUCUUCGCGAACAAAACUUAAAGCAGGAGAUAACCGCCAAGCGUAUGCAAUUGACCAUCCGGAACCCCUUUUGCACUUCGCACUUUGUUCAGGAUGUCAUUCCGAUCCCGCGGUUCGUGUUUACACUCCAAAACGAGUGUGUCAAGAACUAGAAACAGCAAAAGAAGAGUUUAUCAUGGCUACAUUCAGUCUAGGAAAAGAUCAAAGAAUUCUUUUACCAAAAAUCCUUCAUAGCUUUGGGAAAGAUUCAGGAUUAUGUGAAGCUGGCAUCAUUGAAAUGAUCCAAGUCUAUUUACAAGAUAAUUUCAAGAAAAGCGUAAAGAAACAUCAGCUAUCAAAAUCAAGAAAAAAGAUCGAAUGGGUUCCUCAUGAUUUUGCUUUUAGGUAUUUAAUUUCUAAGGAGCUUGUAAAUUCCGCCAUUAAUGGAGCUUGAGCUCUUAUUUUUUUCGUUAUUUUUUUGGUUAAUGAAAAUUGUUCUAGACUUCUAGUAAUGUAUAUUGUGGUUACCCUGAUAACCUAAUUAGUGAAUUGUACAUUGUGCUCUAAAAGUUGUACCUUUUCCGAGAUUCAUCACUUUCAUUCUGAUCAGAAUAAGAGCAUCUGAUCUAGAUGAUUGAAAAUUGGAAAUCAUAUUACUAAUAAACUAAUAAAGUACAGCUAAUUAGUGCAUCUGAGAUGCAACAUUCAUUUCUUAAACAUAAAUUAAUUCAAGAAAAUACCCCCAAAAAAAAACAUAUUUUUAUUGCUUCUUGAUCAAUAAGGGCUUUCUCCGAUCACAUUCCCCGGAGGAUUAUAAAAGCAAA
Lactuca sativa (garden lettuce) is the source of this 2602-nucleotide messenger RNA. RefSeq lists its product as uncharacterized. Lineage: Eukaryota; Viridiplantae; Streptophyta; Magnoliopsida; Asterales; Asteraceae. The record is from RefSeq and is a predicted model, not a curated record.